This is a messenger RNA of Sporothrix brasiliensis 5110, 1254 nucleotides long. Its product is annotated as adenylosuccinate synthase. The transcript is spliced from 6 exons. Bases 1 to 1254 code for a protein of 417 amino acids. NCBI's taxonomy places the organism in Eukaryota, Fungi, Ascomycota, Sordariomycetes, Ophiostomatales, Ophiostomataceae. The record is from RefSeq and is a predicted model, not a curated record. Gene Ontology annotation, cellular component: cytoplasm. Gene Ontology annotation, molecular function: GTP binding; adenylosuccinate synthase activity. Gene Ontology annotation, biological process: 'de novo' AMP biosynthetic process; IMP metabolic process.
AUGGCGACCAUCAUCUUGGGCUCCCAAUGGGGAGACGAAGGUAAAGGCAAACUGACCGACCACCUCUUGGCGUCCAACGCGUUUGACAUUUGCGCGCGCGCGGCCGGUGGCCACAAUGCCGGCCACUCGAUCAACUUCCACCUGUUGCCCUCCGGCCUCAUCAACCCCAAGACCGACAACCUCAUCGGCUCCAGCGUCGUCUUCAACGCCGAGGCCUUCUUCAAGGAGCUCGGCGACCUCGACGCCAAAGGCGUCCCCGACGUCCACCGCCGCAUCCAUGUCAGCUCCCGCUGCCACCUCAACUUUAUGCUGCACGCCGCCGUCGACGGCCUCUCGGAAGUCAAGCGCGGCAACGAGUCCAUCGGCACCACCAAGCGCGGCAUCGGCCCGUCCUACGCCAACAAGGCCUCGCGCGACGGCCUGCGCGUCAUUGACAUCUACUCGGCCUCGUUUGAGCGCAAGCUGCGCGAGCUCGCCGACAGCUACCGCGAUCACUACGGUGAUCUGCUGCAGUACGACGUCGAGGCGGAGCUGCGCAACUACGCCGGCUACAAGGAGAAGCUGCGGCCGUACAUUGUCGACGCCGUGGCGUACAUGCAAGAGGCACAGGCGGCGAAGAAGUCGAUUCUGGUGGAGGGAUCGCAGGCACUGAUGCUCGACAUCGACUACGGCACGUACCCCUACGUCACGUCGUCCAACACCAGCCUGGGCGGCUGCAUCCAGGGCCUGGCCCUCAGCCCCUUCAGCCUCAAAAACGUCAUUGCCGUCGUCAAGGCGUACACCACCCGCGUCGGCGGCGGGCCCUUCCCCACCGAGCAGCUCAACGACGUCGGCACCAAGCUGCAGGACAUUGGCGGCGAGAUCGGCGUGUCCACCGGCCGCCGCCGGCGCUGCGGCUGGCUGGACCUGGUCGUCCUCAAGUACUCCAUGGCCGUCAACCACUACACGACCAUCAACCUGACCAAGCUCGACGUCCUCGACACCUUUGCCACCAUCCGCGUGGCCACGGCCUACGUCACGCCCGACGGCCAGAAGCGCACGACCUUCCCGGCCGACCUGGGCGAGCUCGAGACCUACGAGGUCGAGUACGCCGAUUUCGAGGGCUGGCAGACGUCGACGAGCGGCGUGCGGGACUGGGACAAGCUGCCCGCGCAGGCGCAAAAGUACAUUUCGUUUAUCGAGGAGUUUGUCGGCGCCAAGGUCGCGUACAUUGGCACGGGCCAGGACCGGAAGGACAUGAUUAUUCGGCAAUAG